Fraxinus pennsylvanica is the source of this 1815-nucleotide messenger RNA. The record is from the annotation of a GenBank genome assembly. NCBI's taxonomy places the organism in Eukaryota, Viridiplantae, Streptophyta, Magnoliopsida, Lamiales, Oleaceae.
AUGAGUUGCUUAAACAUUGUUCAAAAGAAUCGAGUAGAGGAGAAAACAAUGAAACAACAAGAAGAAGAACGCACUUUCGAUGGAAGUGUAGAUAAGCAUGGACGUCCUGCGGUGCGCAGAAGUACUGGAUCAUGGUUUGCUGGUGUUCUAAUUCUUGUGAACCAAGGUCUUGCUACACUGGCAUUUUUUGGGGUAGGAGUCAAUCUAGUUUUGUUUCUAACUAGGGUCAUGGGACAAGACAAUGCUGAAGCAGCAAACAGCGUUAGCAAAUGGACAGGCACUGUCUACAUCUUUUCUCUUUUGGGGGCUUUCCUUAGUGAUUCCUACUGGGGCCGUUACAAAACUUGUGCUAUUUUCCAAGCCAUCUUUGUGGUUGGUUUGGUAUCACUUUCUUUAACAUCAUACAUAUUCCUAGUCAAGCCUAGUGGUUGUGGGGAUGAAAAAACACCUUGUACUUCUCACUCCACCAUCCACGUUGUUCUAUUCUAUUUAUCCAUUUACUUGAUUGCCCUUGGCAAUGGAGGAUAUCAACCUAAUAUUGCAACAUUUGGAGCAGACCAGUUUGAUGAAGAUCACUCCAAAGAAAGCCACUCAAAAGUGUCUUUUUUUAGUUACUUUUAUUUGGCUUUAAAUCUUGGAUCUCUCUUCUCAAACACAAUUUUGGGGUAUUAUGAGGACAAGGGAAUGUGGGCAUUAGGGUUUUGGGCAUCUGCUGGUUCAGCUAUAGUUGCACUAAUCUUGUUCCUUGUUGGGACACCAAGGUACAGACAUUUUAUACCAAAAGGUAACCCACUUUCAAGAUUUUGCCAAGUGAUUGUUGCUGCAUUAAGAAAAUGGAAAACUGAGGUCCCUUCAAGUGAUGAUAAAUUACAUGAAGUAGAUGGUAAGGAGCUUGCACAAUAUGGGGACAGAAAAAUACUUCAUACGCAUGGAUUCAAGUUCCUGGACAAAGCCGCAGUUAUCACAUCAAAGGAGUAUACUUUAGAAGGAAAGGAUCUUGGCAUUAAUCCGUGGAGACUUUGCUCAGUGACACAAGUUGAAGAAGUAAAAUGCGUACUUAGACUUCUUCCAAUUUGGCUGUGCACCAUACUGUACUCUGUCGUCUUCACUCAGAUGGCCUCUCUUUUCGUAGAACAAGGGGCUGCUAUGAAAACCACUAUUGCAGGCUUUCAUAUUCCUCCGGCGAGCAUGUCUAGCUUCGACAUUCUUAGCGUUGCAGCUUUUAUUUUCAUCUAUAGGCGAGUUCUCGACCCCCUUGUUGCCAGAUUUAGAAAGUCUAGUCCCAGAGGGCUAACUGAGCUUCAACGAAUGGGAAUUGGCCUAAUCAUCGCUAUAAUGGCAAUGAUAGCAGCCGGUUUAGUAGAACAUUUUAGACUGAAGCACGUGCAGAAAGAUUGCCCGAAAUGUUCGAGUACUUUGAGUAUCUUCUGGCAAGUCCCACAAUAUGUUUUAAUCGGCGCAUCAGAGGUUUUCAUGUAUGUUGGACAAUUGGAGUUCUUUAAUGGGCAGACGCCCGAUGGUUUGAAGAGCUUUGGGAGCGCACUUUGCAUGACUUCCAUAUCAUUAGGAAAUUAUGUGAGUAGUUUGCUAGUGAGUAUAGUCAUGAAAAUUUCUACCUCUGAUAAAAUGCCUGGAUGGAUUCCUGGAAACCUCAACAAAGGUCAUUUGGACAGAUUCUACUUCCUUUUAGCAGCUUUGACAAGCGCUGAUCUUGUGGUGUACCUUGUGACAGCAAACUGGUACAAGUACAUCAAAUUUGAAGAGAGAAAUGGGACAAACAAUGGAGAAAUGAAUGAAGAAUUCAGACUAGUCUAG